Molecule: messenger RNA, 693 nt
Organism: Fraxinus pennsylvanica
Lineage: Eukaryota; Viridiplantae; Streptophyta; Magnoliopsida; Lamiales; Oleaceae
Source: the annotation of a GenBank genome assembly
AUGGCUGCUCUUUCUUCCUCCUCUUUAUAUCACAACUUCCGUUCUUCUACUCUUGCUUACUAUUCGAAUUCGAAUCAUGAGUCGAGUUCUUGUUUUACUGCGAAAGCCAUUCGAUAUUCCAGCAGAAGAAAUGGCUCUAGCAUUUGUGGAGGCCUCAGAAUUCAAAAUGCAGCAACAAAAUCUGCAAAGUCACCAGCUGAAGAAGAAUGGAAGAUCAAACGGCAGUUUCUACUUGAGAAAAGGGUAAGGAGUGUGGAUGCCAAGGAAGCAUUGCGGCUUCAGAAAGAAAAUAACUUUGUGAUUCUUGAUGUACGGCCUGAGGCAGAGUUCAAAGAGGCUCAUCCACCGGGUGCUAUUAACGUGCAAAUAUAUAGGCUUAUAAAAGAGUGGACAGCUUGGGACAUAGCUAGGAGAGCUGCAUUCGCCUUUUUUGGCAUCUUUUCUGGAACAGAAGAGAAUCCUGAGUUUAUCCAAAGUGUGGAGUCAAAAAUUGAUAAGAGUGCGAAGAUAAUUGUUGCCUGCACGGCGGGGGGAACUAUGAAGCCAUCACAAAAUCUUCCAGAAGGCCAACAGUCAAGGUCACUCAUAGCAGCUUACUUGCUGGUUCUCAAUGGUUAUACUAAUGUCUAUCACUUAGAAGGAGGGCUGUAUAACUGGAAUAAAGAAGACCUGCCAUCAGAAUCUGAAGAAUGA